This is a messenger RNA of Colletotrichum orchidophilum, 1170 nucleotides long. Its product is annotated as O-methyltransferase. The transcript has 5 exons. Lineage: Eukaryota; Fungi; Ascomycota; Sordariomycetes; Glomerellales; Glomerellaceae. The record is from RefSeq and is a predicted model, not a curated record. Bases 1 to 1170 code for a protein of 389 amino acids. Gene Ontology annotation, molecular function: O-methyltransferase activity.
AUGACAAACCAAGUUGUCCAGACCCUGAACGGGAUUAGCGCCGAUUCUUUCGAAAACGAUGGCCAGCGUAUGGAGGCUGUGGCGGCAGCCUAUGCUCUCGUGGCCCGCCUCGAAACGCCGUGGGACUUCGUGUUGAGGCUUGCUAUGGGCCAACCAGCUCUCGGGGCCGCCCUGAAAAUUGCGCUGGAUGUACAGUUGUAUCAAAAAUGGCACGAGGCGGGCGAUGGUCCAAAAACUCUUGAAGAGCUGCACGAGCUUGUCCCCCAGGUUGAGCCGAAACUCCUCCUCCGUCUGCUUCGGCAUCUAGCAGCAUACCAUGUCUUGGAGGAGCCGUCUUACAGCGUUUUCAAACCCACGGCGCUAUCCAUCUCUUUCAACAAGCCUGUAUUCUCCGAGUGGAUAAACCAUCAAUACGAUGCCACAAUUCCGUGUUUCUUCAAGCUACCACGCUACCUAGCUCAGACGGGAUAUCAGAAUCCGGUAGACCCUAGCGACGGAAUCUUCCAGUACGCCAAAGACUGCAGGGGCAAGGACAUGUUCCAUUACUACCAGGAGAACCGUGUCGAGGGCGAAUCCUUCAACCAGGUCAUGGGCGGUGUCAUGGCGAACCAGUCAGGAUGGCUGGAAAUAUUCCCUCAUGACACGUUAAUCUCCAGCGCCAAGCCAAAUGCACCACUUCUGGUCGACAUCGGCGGGAAUAUAGGCCAUGACUUGGAUAGAUUUUACCAAGCCCACCCGGAGACCGCCUCGCGUCUGUAUUUGGAGGACCUUGCUGAGGUUGUCUCGCUCUCUAAGUGUCCGGCUCCGGUCAACAAAAUCGGCUACGAUUUCUUUACGCCACAGCCGAUAAAGGGCGCACGGGCUUACUACAUGCACGGAGUCCUUCACGACUGGUCCGACGAGCCGGCACGGAAAAUCCUGGAGAUGCAGCGGGAUGCCCUGACGCCCGGAUAUAGCACGUUGUUGAUCCACGAUCAUAUCGCCCCGGACACUGUCGCCCACCCGCACACUACCGCCUACGACCUGACCAUGAUGGUGAUGGUGGCUGGGGAAGAGCGGGGUGAGGUGCAUUGGCGUGAGCUCCUCAAAUCAGCAGGGUACCGUAUAGUCAAGAUCUGGUCUUCGCCGCUUGCUGUGCAGAAGAUUAUCGAGGCGGAGCUGGACGCGUAA